AUGGAACAGAGACAAAACACUAAACUGAAACAUAACGGCUUGUGCCUGACGGCUCUCUGCUCCCCAGGCAACCUCUACUCCAGGCUAGUCCGUCUGGACGGGGACCACGUUGCCAUGCAGAUCCAAGACACGCCGGGAUGCAUCCAGGUGCAGGAAGACUGCGUGCAGGUGCUGGACUCCCUGACCAGGUGUGUGAAGUGGGCAGAGGGCUUCCUCCUGGUCUACUCCAUCACAGACUACAGCAGCUACCAGUCAGUCCGACCUCUCUACCAGCACAUCCGUAAGGUCCACCCAGAUGCCAGGACUCCCAUCAUUAUCGUGGGGAACAAAGCAGACCUCCUCCAUGCCAGGCAAGUACAGGCAAAAGAAGGACUACAGCUGGCAAAUGAACUGGGCAGCCUGUUUUUGGAAAUCUCCACAAGUGAUGACUCCCAAGGCGUUUGUGAUGUUUUCCAGUAUCUUUGCAAAGAGGUCAGCAAACUACAGCAUGUGGGCAGCACGGACAGGAGGCGGUCAUCCAUCAUCCCUCGUCCCAAAUCUCCCAACAUGCAAGAUCUAAAGAGACGUUUCAAACAGGCUUUAUCUUCCAAAGUCAAAUAAACCCCUCCCAUGAGAUCUUGUGUGACUCGACAGACUUUAUUUUUGUAAACUAGUUAAUAAAAAUCUUUAUUUUUGUACUAAUGUCAGCAGUAUGGAAGUAAGUAUGUUGAAGCUUGCAGUUUUGUUGCCAUUCUCUGUUUGACUGGUUGGGUAAUUUUUACAAAGGAAAAAAAAAAACAGCUGCAUAGCAACUAAAUAGAGGUAGUUGGAGAAAGGAAAUUUUUCCAGGAGGUUUUGAUUCUAUUUCUGGUUUGGUGCUGGGAUUUGAUGUUUUAAACUGCUCAAAUGACUUUUUUUGGGCCUCAGUUUCCUGUUUGUAAAAUGGGAGUGAUGAUGGUGUAACACUCACCUUUAUAAAAUGCUUGGAAAGAUUUUGAAGGAAAGCUUUAUAUGGAGAGGGAAAAAAGGCUUUAUUAAACAUAAAAAUAUAAAACUGUCUGUAAGAAUUCUGAUUAUAAUAGAUUCUCUGUUCUCCCUCAAUGACAGCUGUUUUUGCUUGC
Molecule: messenger RNA, 1100 nt
Organism: Athene cunicularia (burrowing owl)
Lineage: Eukaryota; Metazoa; Chordata; Aves; Strigiformes; Strigidae
Gene: RASL11A
Product: RAS like family 11 member A
Exons: 2
Coding region: 1-600 (199 amino acids)
Molecular function (GO): GTP binding; GTPase activity
Source: RefSeq, a predicted model, not a curated record